This is a messenger RNA of Heterotrigona itama, 3803 nucleotides long. The record is from the annotation of a GenBank genome assembly. Lineage: Eukaryota; Metazoa; Arthropoda; Insecta; Hymenoptera; Apidae.
AUGAAUUUAGUGCAUUCUAUUGUGGAACGUGAAAAAGGAUUUGGUAAUUGCAUUUCAUGAUUAUAUAAGUAAAACAUUUUUAAGUAUAUUGCGAAUAUAAACUGAUAGGUUAUAUAUAAUCCAACAUAGUAUUUAAACGUAAUGAUCGAUAUAUAUAUUUAUGUGUUUCACAUGUGAUAUCCGAUUUUAAAGAUAAAAUAUGAAUUUUAAACAACAAAUUUUUUUUAGCAUCAAUACGCGAUUAUGACAUUGCUUUGUAUCGUUUGAAAUGUUAUGAAGACGAUGUAUAUAGAGGUAUAACACCAAAUACAAAUGCAUUGGAUUUUAAUCCAGAACCACCAGUUUUUGCAUGUCGGUUUUGUACUACAAAAGGAUACGAGCAAAUAAUUGCUUUAGCAAAUGAAGAUGGCAAAGUUGCAUUACAAGAUACAAACAUCAAAUGUAUGUCUGAUCAACCAUUGGAAGGAACACAGGCACAUCGUAAUGCAAUAUUUGAUGUUGCUUGGAUGCCAGGGGAAUUAAAAUUAGUUACAGCAUCUGGAGAUCAUACUGCGAGACUUUGGGAUGUAUCUGGUUCUGAAAUAAAACAAAUUGAUUGUUUUCAUGCUCAUACAAGAAGUGUUAAGACUGCAGUAUUUCGUUACCAAGAUCAAGCAUAUAUUUUACAAAACAGAAUAUUAAGUUCUAAAAAAGUAUAUCUUAUAGCUGUAUUUGCAACUGGAGCUAGAGAUGGUUCUAUCAUGGUAUGGGAUAUUAGAGCUAAUCAUUAUGAACGUCCUAAACCAGAUAAUUGUAUUGCUAAUGCACACAAUGUUGGAACUAUAAGUAAUGUACGACAACGUAGGACAAUCAGUCAUGCAUCCAGAGCACAAAGUAUUACUGGGUUGGUAUUUCAGGAUGAUUUCACUUUAAUUUCAUGUGCUGCUGGAGAUGGUUUAAUAAAAAUUUGGGAUUUGCGUAAAAAUUAUACUGUUCACAAAAAAGAUCCUUUAGCUAAACAUACAAUGAACUAUACUGGGCAUAGUACAAAAAAUGGAUUUUCAUCAUUGUUAAUAUGUCCUGCCAGAAUUACAUUAUAUGCUAGUUGUAUGGAUAACAUCAUAUAUGCGUAUAAUAUAUCAUCUUACAGUUCUAAACCAAUUGCAGAAUUUUAUGGACAUCAAAAUCGUACAUACUAUGUUAAAACUUGUUUAAGUCCUGAUGGGCGUUAUCUAGCUAGUGGUUCUAGUGAUGAACUUGCAUAUAUUUGGCAUACAAACAAACCAGGUGCUCCAAUUGUACAACUCUCAGGACAUACAGAAGAAGUUACUUGCAUUGCUUGGUGCAGUGUUCGAGAAACAAAAAUAGUAACAUGCUCUGACGAUUCAUGUCAUCGAAUUUGGAGAAUUGGCUAUGAACAUAAACUAGAUAAUGAAGAGAUACAAAUACGUGGUCGUGCAGAAGCUAUUUUUAAUAGAAAUCCUUUGGAUAAUUUAAAACUCGAAACUACACCAACUACACGACGUUGGGUUAUGCUUCAAGAGCAUACACCAGGAUCUGAUAUCACGCCUAAUGCUACACCUGGACCAAGUUCAUCGGAUGUUUACAAUCAAAUAGAAGAUAAUCAAGAUCAGUAUAAUGUUAGUUAUAAUGCUUCAAUGAAGAAAAGUUAUUUUCAAAUGAUGAAUGGAUCCUGGUCUGAUGGAAAAUUUAAGUCAGUUUUAUCUCCAAUACAAGAAAAUCUUACAUCAGAUCGUGUUGCAAAACGUAUUCAUUUAGAAAAUCGCGGUGCACGAAGAUUGUUUAGUCCGUAUAAUAAUAAUAACUUGUCAUUGAAUAGAGGCUAUGAAUCUGAUGAACCAAGCACAAGUUCAUCUAGUAGAGAAAAUAAAAAUAACGAAAUUCAUUUUUCACCUACAUUAAAUCUUCCAAAUUUUGUGAUUGAUGGUACAGCACCACAUUUACUUCAGUUAUCUCCAGAAAAGUACAAAGAAAAUGUUGAUUGGUUAACGAGAAUACGAAGAGAAAAAUAUGAAAAAGUGAGGAAAGCAAUGUCAGAAAAGUCGGCUAGUCCUAUUUCUUGUACAGCGUCUGCUAAAAGAAAUACUAGAUCACGUUCAACAGAACCGCAGAGAGUAUCUAAAAUGCCGAGAAAUUCACCUCUCUCUUUACUAAAUUUCUUUAAAGUUACUGGAAAAGAUUGUGAAACAAAUAUGUGUUAUGAUGAUACUAAUAUUUUGCAAUUUUGUUUGUUUGUCCCAAUGGUAAAAUACCAAUAGGACAUUGUUUAACUGAGUUAAGAUUGAGAUCAUAUUUCCUUACUAAUCCAGUUAAAACAUCGGAUAAAGUACCAUCACCUCCUGCAACUAUAAUAGCAUCAGUAGGAGUAUUUAGAUUCAUUAUGAUUUUACGAGCAUCAUUUUGUGACUCUGUCUGUAUUAUAGUUACAGCAAUUCCAGCUAAAUGUAAAAGUGGCUCGCAAUAUUUCUCAAAUAAUUUUUUUGCUUUCCUAUAAGUAAUAACAACAAUUAAUUAUGAAUUAAAUCAUAAAUAUAUUGUUAAUUCUGAAAUUGAAUUUAAGCAAACCCUUUUUUAGCAGCUGGAUUUAAAAUAAUGGUAACAUGACGUGGUUUUAUAUUUGUUGGAAGUGGAAAAUCGCCAUAUUGUGAUAUACUUUCACAAUGUUGUCUCAUUAAUUGAUUAAUACUGAAAAUAUUAUCAUUUUUUAAUAUUACCUCAAUAAUAAAAUGUAGUUAUUAAUCACAAGACUAAAAUUAUAUCUUACUCGUAUACUUCCUUACUAUAUGAAAAUCCAUAUGAUACAGCUGCACAUCCCACAACAGAUUUUUUCCAAUUAUUUUGUAUAGUUCGCAAAAAAUUCAAUAUUUUGGCCAUUUUUCAAACACUUAUAUUUUCAAUAACAUAACCUUAAUAAAGCUGUACUUUGUCUAUCAUUAUAAAUAACAUUUAAAAACGAUUAAGAACUUCAGAAAUAUACAAAGAAGAUUAUUUAAGGUAAAUAAAGUUUGUGUUUUUUUCAUUUUAUAUAAAAAUUAAUUUUUAUCAUCUGUAAUAAGAUAAUCUCAAUUUUAAUAAUACAUGUCUGUUGGAAAUUUGUGAAACAUGAUAUUUUAACUCUUUAAAAAAUUUUUAAAUUUAAAUUUAUUAAAGAAAAUUUCCUUUAAAAACUUUCCAAUUUUCAAUUCUUUUAACCACACGGUUAUUAUCAAUUGUAUGUAUUAUAUAAAUUAAAUGGAGAGUAAUUUUACACACGUGUUCUGUAUAGUUUACAAUUGCAUUGUAAACUAUAAUUAUUUAAAUUUCACAUGUAGAAUAUUAACAAAUAUUAUUAGUUUGAUUGAAAUUAUUAUUUUUCAAUAAAUUCCUUUUUAUUGCUAACAAAGAUAAUAUAAUCUAAUUUGUAUAUUUAAAUUUCAUAUUAUCGUAAAUGUAAAGAAAAUAUACGAAUUUUAUACAAUAAUUGCUCCAUUUAUGAUCUUUAAAUCACAAAAAUUGUCUCAUUAUAAUUAGUUAAUUAUUUUUUAUCAUUACAUUGAGUAUAAAUGAAACUUAUUUGUCCAAAGGAAAGACUCUAUGCGGAUUUGUCCGCGUUAUGUGCUAUCGUUAUAAAAUAGAAAAAUUUCAGACAUAGAUCAAUAGAGAUAUUAUAAAUUUUCUCUCUUUGUAUUUCAUUUCUCAAAUAGAAGAUGGUAGAUAGUAAACAAUAAUGUUAAUAUACACUCGAAUGUAUUGCAGUAUUAAGCGGAGUGGAUGAAGCCGUUCAAGCUUCAAAACUUAAGCUCAAUAGCACUACUAUAAGCUAA